Cyprinodon variegatus (sheepshead minnow) is the source of this 5294-nucleotide messenger RNA. RefSeq names its product NMDA receptor synaptonuclear signaling and neuronal migration factor-like. The coding region runs from base 1 to 1920 and encodes 639 amino acids. The record is from RefSeq and is a predicted model, not a curated record. NCBI's taxonomy places the organism in Eukaryota, Metazoa, Chordata, Actinopteri, Cyprinodontiformes, Cyprinodontidae. Gene Ontology annotation, cellular component: cytoplasm; nucleus. The transcript has 15 exons. Gene Ontology annotation, biological process: regulation of neuronal synaptic plasticity; positive regulation of neuron migration.
AUGGGAACUGCCGCGUCCAAAAGGAAGAAUCUAAGAAACGAUGCGAUAUCUUCUGUGGCAGCAAAAGUUAGAGCAGCACGAGCAUUUGGAGAGUACCUGUCCCACACACACCCUGAAAACCGAAACGGAUCAGCUCACCUUCAGUGUGAAACCUUGUUGGUGGGUCCUGAUCCAGAGUUGCCGAGUGACCCGAGUGGACUCAGCAAUAAGACUCACGUUCCUCCCUGCUCCUCUGCCAAAGGACAUUCGAAUAAACUAGAUCCUAUCCUUGCGAAGGAAAAGCUGGCAUUAAUCCAGCCCCCUUUUCCAUCAAACACUAUUCCUCCCAAGCCAACUUGUCUCUCGCUUGAACAUAGCUUCACAGCAGAGGAGGACCAGAAGACGUCUACUGAGUGCACCCGUGUGUACACCAUCACCUCCCAGCACGGUAUGCUGAUGAGCAGCGGCCGGGGCAGCAAAGAGAGCCUAGAACUGGACAUCCUGAAGGAAAAGUCGAGGAGUGGUGGGGUAGGGUCUAAAAGUGGCCCGAUCCAGCCCUCCACCUCUCCAUCCUCCGCCUCCUCAUCUCCAACCCAGUAUAUCCGCUCGAGCAGCAGCCGUGGCAUCAGCAGCUGUAGCCACACUCACCACGGUAAUCACCACCACCACCACACGGCCGUCUCUGGAACAAAUACCUCGUCCAGCAGCGGUGGAAUCAGUGGGGCAAGCGGAUGCAGCAGUAGCAACCAACAGCAGCAGAUGGUUGGAGCAUCUCACUCCCAUCACGCAGCCCACCACCACUCCCAUCAUCACCAUCACCUAUCCCAACCGCCACUGCAGACCUCAGUCAGUGCCCACAAUAUCCGAAGCCUUGCUGAUGGGAGAGGGGAAGCCGAGUGCAGUGGGCUGGCUUGCGACUCAUGCAGCGGUGCUCCUUCACGUAGCCAGGGGUCACUGGACCUGGAGAGUACGUCCCGAGAGGCAGGCAAGCAGCACCGACGCCUAGAGCGGAUGUGGAGUGUGGACCGGAUGACUGGGCUGGAGAGAGAGGACACUAACUGGUUUCCAAAGGAAAACAUGUUCAGCUUCCAAACAGCGACGACAACAAUGCAGGCGAUAUCGAACUUCCGGAAGCAUCUUCGGAUGGUGGGCAGCAGGAGGAUUAAAGCGCAGACAUUCGCUGAGCGUAGAUCCAAGAGUUUCAGCCGUUCCUGGAGUGACCCCACCCCAGUCAAGACUGAUUCUCCUCAUGAGGCAAAAGACAGUGGAGACCUGCAGACUCCUAUUAAUGCCCUGGAAGAUGGAGCGCUUGAAGAUGCCCUAGACUGGGAGGAGGAGAAGGAGAUGGAGAGGAUGGCGUGUGAAGGAGAUGACUUUGUUCCUCCCAAAAUAAUGCUGAUAUCCUCCAAGGUUCCCAAAGCGGAGUACAUUCCCACCAUAAUCCGCAGAGAUGAUCCGUCCAUCAUCCCUAUUCUCUAUGACCAUGAACAUGCAACCUUUGAUGACAUUUUGGAGGAAAUAGACAAGAAGCUCACAGCGUACAGGAGAGGAAGCAAAUUCUGGAGGAUGCUUAUCUUCUGUCAAGGAGGCCCUGGUCAUCUUUAUCUGUUGAAGAACAAAGUGGCAACCUUUGCUAAGGUGGAAAAAGAAGAAGACAUGAGCCAGUUUUGGAGGAGAUUGAGUCGCUUCAUGAGCAAAAUCAACCCCGAGCCAAAUGUGAUCCACAUAAUGGGAAGCUAUGUUCUGGGAAACCCUAACGGAGAAAAGCUGUUCCAGAAACUGAAGAAUCUGAUGAGGCCAUAUUCUGUGGAGUUCGAGUCACCGCUGGAGCUAUCUGCCCAGGGCAAAGAGAUGAUUGAGAUGUACUUUGAUUUUCGUCUCUACCGCCUUUGGAAGACUCGCCAACACUCUAAACUCUUGGACUACGAGGACCUUUUGUGACAAAGACACCCAAGCAAAGAGUUCAUAGGUGGCCCAGCAGUGCCAAGCGGACACUGUUGAAACUGAUGACCCAGUGACUAAACAUGCCCUAACUGUCAAGGUUGGGUCAUCAGCUGAAAAAAAAAAAAAAUUCAUAAAUAAAAAUAAUCUUCUUUCAUGCUGAAAAAGCCUGGAACAGCGGGUUGUAGAACACCAGAGGAAAUGUGAAAAGGUUUCUAUAUAUGACAAAAAAUGAGGGGUAACCCCCCCCCCUAAAAACUGAACUAUCCAUAUCAAACUUGUCUAAUCUUGUUUUUUUUUUAACUGUAGAGUUUCAAAAAUAUUAACAAAUGAUUAAAAAUAUGUAAAUAUACGUUUUUUGUCGCCCUGUUGUUGCAAUGACCUGCUUUAUGGGGCCGAUGUGCUUCAGAUUAAUUGCUGUAACUCAUCCUGUCCUAAUGUGGUUCUGUGUUUUGACCAUCAGACUCGCCCAUACAUAUGACAUCAUAUACACAGGUGAUGUUAAAGUGUGUAUAGUUCACAUGGAUAUAGUAGUAUAGCCUUAGCCAUGCAAAUAAUACUCUGUAUUGGAUCAUCAUUUUAUUUCAUUGUGCAUUGUUGUGCAUUUUCAUAUGGAAAUCCGUUGAAAUAACUCAGGUUUUUGCCAUCCAUUUAAUGAAUCUCUUUAUUCUAUAACAUUAAGAUAUUCAGCACCAUCGCUUUGAAUGAAUGUAUUAUCUUUUUUGGAUAUAUGUGGGAUUAUGAAUGUUUUGUGUGGGGAAAAAAAUGUUUUGAGUGUGUUUUAAAUUUAAAAAAGAAAAAAAGUGUGCAUAUUAUCUUUAGUCUACUUUAAGCAAAAAGAAUAAUCGCCAGCAUUGCCAUAAAUAUCCCUUGGUCAUGUCUAUCCACAAAGGAUGACAGUCUGGUGUGAUUCAUGAUGUCAAAGGAUGUAACAGCCAUCCAAGGGCUCCUACAAAUGAAGAGGAGUUUCCCUAAUGAUCAAUGAUUUUUUUUUUCCCUUUUUUUGUGCAAAGGGAUCAGUCAUGACAAAAUCUGCUACCCUUUUCUGCUAAAUAUACUCUUGGUUUCUCUUAGCUCAUAGUGACGACCAGAGUAGGGAGCUGUAAGCAGAUGUAUGCCUGAUGGGUGUAAACUUUUUAUUUUUUUUAAAGACCAGAAAAAUGCUUUCUUAGAGGAGUGGAUCAAUUCAAGCUGUUUCAGACAGACUAAGUAUGCUCUGCCCUCAGGUGCAAACAUACAUGUUAGGGCUGGGAACAAAAUACAUUUAGAGACAAAGUUAGAAUGGCACAGAUAUAGCUGCCUAUAUAUUAUUCAGUUGGUGUGCUUUUCAUGAGCCCAGCUGCUUGAGGAAACGUGGUUCAGAUACCAGCUGAGGCUCAGGGAAAGAUCUCUGACAGAAAGAACACAGAUGUCAUUUCAGCAAUAGCUUUAGAUAUCAAAUUCAUUCAUAUUCAUUUGUGACAGCAUCAGUUGUGUGUGGCUGCCAGAGAAUAUCUCUGUAAUAGAGAGACAAUGAUAACGGUAUAUUCACUGAUUGGUUAAUUAGACCAGAGUCAAGCCAAUUUAAAAGCAGUCACAUCUGACAGAAGGGUAGCUGCACUUUUGAGACCCAAAUAUUUUGUAAAAAUUUAGAAAUUUGAAUUUUUUUAUUGUGUUUUUACAAUAUACCCGCUCCGCUGUGGGAGCUUCUUUUUUUUUUUCUUUCCAGAGAAGAUUGUUGGAAUUUAAUUCUUAUUGUUACCGAGUCACAUAUGGCGCUUUUUGAUUUAUUGGCACUUCUGGUCCAGAUCCUUAAAAUAAAAUCAUCUUUCAUUACAGUCCCAUAACCUUUAGAAACUUUUUUUUGGAGGUUUUUUGCAGAGGAAAACAAAUUCCUAGUCAAACUCUUUUAGGCCUUCUAAGAAUAACUUGAACCUUUUGGAAGACAAAAAUAUGUACCUUAUUUUAUGCCAGUCUUGGAAAAUUAAAUCUUAGUCUUAUUUUACCAAACCAGACAGCUCCAAUUACAAUUCCUAAUAGAAUCUAAACUUCCAUGUUUAUGUUUUAAAGGUGGGCAAUUAUUACUUUGUCAUGUUUUUUUCACCAGUACUAAUGUACUGCUGGUUCUUUGUUUCAAUCAUCUGAAAUUUAAGAUCAUACUAGUGCAUUAAAGAUUAAUUUAUAAUAAGACUUUCAAUACAUCAUUGUUGGAGCAAACAGUUUUAGCCGCACUGCAGUUGGAAAGUUUCAACAAUGGGAAAAUUAGCAUUUUCAAUAAAUAAUAUAGAGGACUUUCUAUGGCAGGUUUGAAUAAAAUGUUUAGGAAGCUUAUCUGUCAGAAUUUGGGCCUAAAUUCCUACAUAUGUGUUACUUAUUUUUCUGUCUCUAAGCUCCAGUAGAUUUCAACUUAUAAACUGGAAACUGUUAUAUUUGGUGGACGGAAACAAAUGAAAUCAAAUCCCUAAAAUGACUGUCAGCUGCCUUUAGUUUUUGGGCAUUAUCAAAGCAAAAUAUGAAUUCUAAUAUAUUUUAUGUAAUAUGUCAUUUUGCUGUCAAAAUGUUUAAAACAAGGUUUAAGUAAAUAUUUUUUAAAGGUCAUGGAACAGAGCUUAUCCAUUCAGAGCAGAGGCAAAAUAACCAGCAGGUCUAGAAAAUGUAAUGAGUGGAAAUGUGAAAAGAUUCAAAUCAGACUAGACAAGCGGUUGAAGAAAGUCAACUGGUCAUGAAGAGUCUCACUGACUGGAGUCUUGGCUUUAAAUAAGACAAUGCUGUCUGCAUUUCAGAUUUACAUACUUUUCUGUCAAUAUGUGUGGAUUUGUCAGAAUUUAUAAAUGUAUUGAUUUUUUUUUUGGUUCAUAAUUCUGUAAAUCUUCUUUUAUUAUUAUUUCAUAUGUGUUUGCUGUGUGUGUGACAUUACCCUGCUGGCCCGUUUCUCUGGAACAGCCAAGUGCUCUCCUUUCCUCUCUCUCAGCCCGAGUCACGCAAUAUGUUUUCACUACAGAUUUAAAAUUCAGCAGUUACACAACCUGUCAUCUCACAGAGCCAUUUUAAUUCCAGCAAAAGCACUGAGCUGCCAAAUUCUCCAAGAAGUUGCCCUUAACAGCUGCUGGCUUUUAAUGGGAUUAUUUUUCAGAGCUUUCACUGGCGUAUAAUUUUUCGCAUCAGAAACACGGCAGCCAUGGGUUAUUUUGGUCAAAAAAGUGCUUUAGAGAAAAGAAAAUCUAUUAUCAGUUCUGUGGGAAAUCUCUUACUCAUUCAGGAUUCUGUUAAGUUAAUUUGGGAGGAUAAGGUGAGGGGCAUCGUGACUCAGGAGUUCCAGAGAGAUUUGUUUAUGUUUCUAUCAGUAGCAAGAAAAAAACGAAGGUGAUUAUCUGGAAAUCUAAUUAAAGAUUAUA